Messenger RNA from Gongylonema pulchrum, 1140 nucleotides. The record is from the annotation of a GenBank genome assembly. Lineage: Eukaryota; Metazoa; Nematoda; Chromadorea; Rhabditida; Gongylonematidae.
AUGCCGCCGCGGCGGUGUCGCUCAUUGAUGCGCCUUACAGAGCAGUUCGCUGCUGCCGCCGCUGCUUUUGCUGCUGCUGCUGCCGCUGCUGCUGCUGCUGACGACGGCAUUAUGAGCAAGCAGUUGUUCUCGUCCAAGGCGGAUAGUCGAGUGAUCGGUAACGGCUCGUUUGGUGUGGUCUAUCUCGCCAAACUCACCGACACCAAUGAACUUGUCGCAAUCAAAAAAGUGCUCCAGGAUAAACGAUUUAAGAACCGCGAGCUGCAGAUUAUGCGUAAGCUCGAGCACCAGAACAUCGUGAAGUUGAAAUAUUUCUUUUAUUCUAGUGGCGAAAAGAAGGAUGAUCUGUUCUUGAAUCUGAUCCUCGAAUACAUCCCGGAAACCUUGUAUAUGUACCAGUUAUUCCGGGCACUGGCUUACAUACACAGCAUGGGGGUAUGCCAUCGAGACAUUAAGCCGCAGAAUUUGCUGCUGGAUCCGGAUUCAGCGGUGCUGAAGCUUUGUGACUUCGGUUCAGCAAAGCAUCUUGUCAGAGGGGAACCGAAUGUUUCCUAUAUCUGUUCACGGUAUUUUUACGAAGUUUCAGAUGUUUGGUCAGCAGGGACUGUGCUCGCGGAACUGCUUCUGGGGCAGCCGAUCUUUCCCGGAGACUCUGGAGUGGAUCAGCUCGUGGAGAUAAUCAAAGUGUUAGGCACACCCACGCGUGAUCAGAUUCAGCAAAUGAAUCCGAAUUACACAGAUUUCAGAUUUCCCCAAAUCAGGGCCAAUCCCUGGCAACGUGUUUUCCGUCCUCGUACGCCUCCAGAAGCAGUUGAUCUCGUUUCGCGUCUUCUGGAAUACACACCAAGUGCUCGGCUCUCACCACUUCAGGCAUGUGCUCAUGCAUUUUUUGAUGAGCUGCGCCAUCCCGAUUGUAAGUUACCAAAUGGCCGACCAGUGCCGCCAAUUUUCGAUUUCUCGGAUCAGGAGCUACGCAUCGAACCGAAUCUCAAUGCUGCCCUUUUGCCACCGAAUUCUGUUCGAGGUUCGUUGUCGUUUCUACAGUCUUGCCAUAAGUCAGAAGGCGCAUUGUGGCAAGAUCAUGAUUCCCUAUACAUAUAUGCAUCGGCAUGCUUGUCUUUCGAAAUACUUGAACAUUAA